AAAUCUUCUGGACUGACUGGAACAGAGAAUCACCAAAGAUUGAAACAGCCAACAUGGAUGGAACAAGAAGAAAUAUUUUGAUUGGAAGUAACCUCGAGUUACCAAACAUGCUGGCUGUUGACUAUGAAAGAAGUGAAAUCUGUUGGACUGACUCAGGACUUGCCCGAAUUGAAUGUGCUGGAUUCUCUGGACAAAACAGACGGGUUGUGUACACACCUGCUGCAUAUCCUUUUGGCAUCACAGUCGUUAAUGGAAACAUAUACUGGACAGACUGGGAAAUUCACUUUAUCCAAAGAGUGAACCGAAAUGGAGGAGAUGCUGAACCUCUCGAACUUCCUCUAGGGGGCAAUGGAAAAUUAUAUGGAAUCACUUCAGUGCCAUCUCAAUGUCCUAGAGUCACAACUCUAUGUGCAAGCCAUAACGGUGGAUGUCAGUACUUAUGUCUGCCAAAUGGAAAUGGACAACGAACAUGUGCUUGUCCUGAGGUUGAUGAAGACUCUGAUGAUGUUAUUGAUUGUAACCAGGUUAUCUAGGCAUUAUUUAUCUUAUUAACGAUAAACUUGGUAAAAUUAUUAUAAUCAGCUCAUGUUGUAAUACCAUUCUUUAUUUAAUACGGUAUUACAUUUUCUACCAAACUGCACACAUAGUUAAUUCCAAUUUUGUGUUUUUCUUAAAUGCUUACUACUCAUGUUUGAACAAUUGUAUUAGUAGUAAAUAAAGGUUUUUUUUAUUC
This is a messenger RNA of Limulus polyphemus (Atlantic horseshoe crab), 733 nucleotides long. Its product is annotated as nidogen-1-like. The transcript has 4 exons. Bases 54 to 533 code for a protein of 159 amino acids. The record is from RefSeq and is a predicted model, not a curated record. NCBI's taxonomy places the organism in Eukaryota, Metazoa, Arthropoda, Merostomata, Xiphosura, Limulidae.